AUGAAGGGUCCUUUACAGGAUGCUAGCCCUGUAGGCCUAGAAAGUGGGGCAAUCCCAGAUUCGAGCUUGACAGCUUCUAGUGAGUAUGACACCAACCACGGUUCGCGCCGAGGACGAUUAAACAUAGUUCAAGUCAGAGGCCUGUUCGGAGGAUGGUCUGCCAAAACAAAAGAUUUAAACCAAUGGAUUCAGCGGGUUGAUCUUUUAGCUACGUACAACAUCGUAGGAGUGGCAACGCAAGGUCGUCAGGACCAGUUCCAGUGGGUAUCCAGCUUCAAGAUUGCCUGCAGUAUGAAUAGUAUUACAUUUGAUACAGUGAAAGACCCGAAUAACACCGACAACGACAACAUCUUUGCCGGCAAUAGUGACCGAAACACCGUGAUUUACAAUCGCUUUCCCGUGCCAAUGUUGUGCCGAUAUGUUCGCCUGUUACCUUACACUUGGCGUAAACGUAUUUCUCUUCGUAUGGAGCUCUUUGGGAAACCCCUUGGUCCUAUCCAGGAUGCUAGCCCUGUAGGCCUAGAAAGUGGGGCAAUCCCAGAUUCGAGCUUGACAGCUUUUAGUGAGUGGGACGCCAACCACGGUCCGCGUCGAGGACGGUUAAACGUAGUUCAAGUCGGAGCCCUAUUCGGAGCAUGGACUGCCAAAACAAACGAUUUAAACCAAUGGAUUCAGGUUGAUCUUUUAGCUACGUACACCAUCGUAGGAAUGGCAACGCAAGGUCGUCAGGACCAGUUCCAGUGGGUAUCCAGCUUCAAGAUUGCCUGCAGUUUGAAUAGUAUUACCUUUGAUACAGUGAAAGACCCGAAUACCAUCGACAACGACAACAUCUUUGCCGGCAAUAGUGACCGAAACACCGUGAUUUACAAUCGCUUUCCCGUGCCAAUGUUGUGCCGAUAUGUUCGCCUGUUACCUUACACUUGGCGUGAACGUAUUUCUCUUCGUAUGGAGCUCUUUGGAGAACUUCUUCGUGAGUUUCAAUCACCUUCAUUCGUAUAA
This is a messenger RNA of Strongylocentrotus purpuratus (purple sea urchin), 999 nucleotides long. Its product is annotated as lactadherin-like. The record is from RefSeq and is a predicted model, not a curated record. Lineage: Eukaryota; Metazoa; Echinodermata; Echinoidea; Camarodonta; Strongylocentrotidae. The transcript has 7 exons. Bases 1 to 999 code for a protein of 332 amino acids.